AUGGAGCAUCAUAAAAAUGUGUGCGUGGUAAAUGUAGCAGGAAGCUCUGUCUCAAUUGCUGGGUUUGCUGCUGUGGCAACUGGCUUUGCUCUUUCCUUUGUGACGUUUGGAGCUUCCGUAGUACUGUCUGGAGCUGGCGCUGUAUUUGGGGCCGCAGGUGGACUGGUAAAUUUGGGAUCUUCGGUGACAGAAGUGUACCUUCAGAAAACGACUCUCCACACUGUUCAGAAAAUCAUCGAAGAAGACCGAGAAGCCGCAAAAGCCUUUAAGAAGCUCUUGGAGGAAGCAAAACAGCAAAACAAGCCAAUAUUGGACGGAAUACGGAUGGGAUAUAAAGGUACAAGAAUUUUAAAAACCUGCUUACAAACAGGAUGUAAAAUCGGAGUCAGAGUUGGCGCCCAAGCAGUCGGCGAAGGUGGCGAAGCUCUGUUCCGAAGUCUCAAGAUGGCGGGCAGAGUCGCUCAUGUUGGUGGCUUCGUUAUCAAUGCUGCUCUCCUGCCACUCGACAUCUACACUCUGGUGAAAAAUGCGAUGGCAAUUGAUGCAAUUAAGAAAGGCAAGAAAGAUGAAGAACCUGAAGUGGUGAAGAAGCUGAGAGAGAUUGCUGACGAAUUGGAGAGGGAAUUGCCUUCUAACGAGGACAGUUUUGCUUGA
Orbicella faveolata is the source of this 654-nucleotide messenger RNA. RefSeq lists its product as uncharacterized. Gene Ontology annotation, biological process: lipid transport; lipoprotein metabolic process. The record is from RefSeq and is a predicted model, not a curated record. Gene Ontology annotation, cellular component: extracellular region; membrane. NCBI's taxonomy places the organism in Eukaryota, Metazoa, Cnidaria, Anthozoa, Scleractinia, Merulinidae. Gene Ontology annotation, molecular function: lipid binding.